Messenger RNA from Suncus etruscus (white-toothed pygmy shrew), 4280 nucleotides. RefSeq names its product AP2 associated kinase 1 (gene AAK1). Gene Ontology annotation, biological process: protein phosphorylation. The record is from RefSeq and is a predicted model, not a curated record. Lineage: Eukaryota; Metazoa; Chordata; Mammalia; Eulipotyphla; Soricidae. Gene Ontology annotation, molecular function: ATP binding; protein kinase activity.
AUGAAGAAGUUUUUCGACUCCCGGAGAGAACAGGGCAGCUCUGUCCUAGGUUCGGGUUCCAGCGGCGGCGGGGGCUGCACGUCGGGCCUGGGCAGCGGCUACAUCGGGAGGGUCUUCGGCAUCGGGAGGCAGCAGGUCACCGUGGAUGAGGUGCUGGCAGAAGGUGGAUUUGCUAUCGUAUUUCUGGUGAGGACCAGCAAUGGAAUGAAAUGUGCCUUGAAACGCAUGUUUGUCAACAAUGAGCAUGAUCUCCAGGUGUGCAAGCGGGAAAUCCAGAUCAUGAGAGACCUGUCAGGGCACAAAAAUAUUGUGGGUUACAUCGACUCCAGUAUCAACAAUGUGAGUAGUGGCGAUGUCUGGGAAGUUCUCAUUCUGAUGGACUUUUGCAGAGGAGGCCAGGUGGUCAACUUGAUGAACCAGCGCCUACAGACGGGUUUCACAGAGAAUGAAGUGCUUCAGAUAUUCUGUGACACCUGUGAAGCUGUUGCCCGCCUGCAUCAGUGCAAAACUCCCAUCAUCCAUCGUGAUCUGAAGGUUGAAAAUAUCCUCCUGCAUGACCGAGGCCACUAUGUCCUGUGUGACUUUGGAAGUGCCACUAACAAGUUCCAGAAUCCUCAGGCUGAAGGAGUGAAUGCAGUGGAAGAUGAGAUUAAGAAAUACACAACGUUGUCCUAUCGCUCACCAGAAAUGGUCAACCUGUACAGUGGCAAAGUCAUCACUACGAAGGCAGACAUUUGGGCUCUUGGAUGCUUAUUGUAUAAAUUAUGUUACUUUACUUUGCCAUUUGGAGAAAGUCAGGUGGCAAUUUGUGAUGGAAACUUCACGAUUCCUGAUAAUUCUCGAUAUUCCCAAGACAUGCACUGCCUGAUUAGAUAUAUGUUGGAACCAGACCCCGACAAAAGGCCAGAUAUUUACCAAGUCUCCUACUUCUCAUUUAAACUACUCAAGAAAGAAUGCCCAGUUCCCAAUGUACAGAACUCUCCCAUUCCUGCAAAGCUUCCUGAACCAGUGAAAGCCAGUGAGGCAGCUGCAAAAAAGACCCAGCCAAAGGCCAGACUGACAGAUCCCAUUCCCACCACAGAGACUUCAAUUGCACCUCGUCAGAGACCUAAGGCUGGGCAGACUCAGCCAAACCCAGGAAUCCUUCCCAUUCAGCCUGCCCUGACACCUCGAAAGAGGGCCACUGUUCAGCCCCCACCACAGGUUGCAGGCUCCACCAGUCAGCCUGGCCUUUUACCUAGCGCCCCCCCAUCUAAAACACAGCCCGCAGCCAGCCAACCUCAGCCCAAGCAGUCGCAGGUUCCGCCCACUCCACAGCCACCUUCCUCGCAGGUCCAGGGUUUGCCCACCCAGGCCCAGGCCACUCCCCAGCACCAGCAGCAACUUUUCCUUAAGCAGCAGCAGCAGCAGCAGCAGCAGCAGCAACAGCAGCAACAGCAGCAGCAGCAGCAGCAACAACAACAACAGCAGCAGCAACAGCAACAACCGCAGCCGCAGCCACAGCCACAGCAACAGCCGCCCCAGCAGCCAGCGGGCACGUUUUACCAGCAACAGCCACAGCAGGCCCAGGCUCAGCAGUUUCAGGCAGCCCAACAACCAGCGAUUGCUCAGUUCCCUGUGGUGUCCCAAGGAAGUUGUCAGCAGCAGAUGAUUCAAAACUUCUACCAGCAGCACCAGCAGCAGCAGCAGCAGCAGAAGACCUCAGCGGCCGCAACACAGCAGCCCCAAGCACAGCCCACCACAGUCCCACAGCCCACUCCAGGCCAGGAGUCAGCGAUUCAAGCCCCAGUACUACAACAGCCAAAGGUUCAAACUACUCCACCCCCUGCUGUCCAAGGGCAGAAAUCUGGAUCUCUCACGCCUCCAUCAUCCCCGAAGACUCAGCGCACUGGGCACAGGCGGAUUCUCAGUGACGUAACUCACAGUGCAGUCUUUGGGGUACCUGCCAGCAAAUCCACCCAGCUGCUCCAGGCAGCUGCAGCUGAAGCCAGUCUCAAUAAGUCCAAGUCAGCAACCACCACUCCUUCGGGUUCCCCUCGGACCUCUCAGCAAAAUGUUUAUAAUCCAUCAGAGAGUUCUACGUGGAAUCCAUUUGAUGACGAUAAUUUCUCCAAACUGACAGCUGAAGAACUGCUAAAUAAGGACUUUGCCAAGCUGGGGGAAGGCAAACACUCUGAUAAGCUUGGUGGCUCAGCUGAGAGUUUGAUUCCUGGCUUUCAGACAACCCAAGGUGAUGCUUUUGCUCCUUCCUCAUUUCCUGCUGGAACUGCUGAAAAAAGGAAGGGUGGGCAGACUGUGGAUUCUAGCCUUCCACUUUUAAGCGUAUCUGAUCCUUUCAUUCCUCUUCAAGUACCUGAUGCACCAGAAAAACUAAUUGAGGGACUCAAAUCUCCUGAUACUUCUCUUCUGCUCCCCGACCUCUUGCCUAUGACAGAUCCUUUUGGUAGCACUUCCGAUGCUGUAAUCGAAAAAGCUGAUAUUGCUGUUGAGAGUCUCAUACCAGGACUGGAGCCUCCAGUGCCCCAGCGCCUCCCAUCUCAGACGGAAUCUGUGACCUCGAACCGGACAGAUUCUCUCACCGGGGAAGAUUCCCUGAUUGAUUGUUCUCUGCUUUCUAAUCCUACCACUGAUCUUCUGGAAGAGUUUGCCCCCAUAGCAAUCUCUGCUCCAGCCCAUCAAGCUGCAGAAGAUAGUAAUCUCAUCUCAGGUUUUGAUAUCCCUGAGGGCUCGGACAAGGUGGCAGAAGAUGAGUUUGAUCCUAUUCCUGUAUUGAUAACCAAAAACCCACAAGGUGGGCAUUCUAGAAACAGCAGUGGGAGCUCUGAGUCCAGUCUUCCCAACCUAGCCAGGUCUUUACUGCUGGUGGAUCAGCUCAUAGACCUGUAGCCUCACGUGACCCAGUAGCAGAUGCAGUUCUGUAACCUUCAUACCGUAAUACACAUUUUCAUUACGGAAUUAUCAGAAAAAAAUGAUUUAAAAAUCUGCAAAUAAGGGGCCCUCUAACCCUUAUCUCCUACCCCUUGCCUUCUCCUGUAGAAAUGAUAAGGAAAGAAAAUCACUAUGGCCCUCCAGAUAUUUCUUGGCCAGUCCUCCUGUUAGUUUACUGUGUUUUCCAUUACCCUUCUUCAAUAGCAUUAUCUUAAAUCAAGCGCUAGAUGCCAUGAGCUUCACCUCUGCUGGAAUCAACUCCACCAAAAGCUUAACUGUAACUAAAACUAGUGAAUUGACCAUUGUCUCAUUCUUGCUAGGAAUGGCCUCCCUAAUCAGUCCUGCCUACCCUAGUCUCCUUUGGCCAGAUGCUGAUGAAUGUAUUUCUCUGUUUUUGCUUAUAUCCUGUUGCAUUAUCAUCAGGACGUGGCUUCUUCAGUUGGUCUUAACUCUAGGCAGUAGCCUGGAGCUAGGUGGGUGGUUUAAGAGAGGGUAAAACGUGACUGAUGGUAUAUAUUUGAAAGGAGAAAUGGAGCCCAGCUGUAGCGAACCAAACUUUGACCUUGACUUAGCCAAGGGAUAUUACGCCCCAUGCAACCACCUGCCCAGCAUUCGUCCAGCAUUUUGGCUUCCAUUGAACUGUGAUUUCUCAGAUCUGGAGACAUGACUGCAAGUACUUGAGAUCCCUGGAUAAAAUGUGUAUAUUAUAUAAAUCCCAACUAUUGCCAUUCCUUUCAUGUUAACUACCCCAAGCUGGGAACUCAGAAUUAGACCAAAACAAGACAAUGGUGGUAAUAUGAUACCUUUUAUUAGAAGACUUUUCACUGGGGGUGGGGGGGUGGAUGGGAAAGGGGAAGGAAUUGUAGCAGAAACAGAUGUAUUUUUCUUGUGAUUUUUAUUUUGAAUCAAAUAUUGUAAAUUGUGUAUAAAUGAAGACGCUGAAUAGUUCUGUUUCCACUUGGCGUUUCAAGUCUGAUAUCAGGUGUCUGUACAGGGUUUUGAACUCUUUCCCUUGUAUAACUACACAACGAUCCUACAGUGUAACAUAUGGAAUCAUUUUGAGUAGACUUGUGUGUUGCUAUACGCUUUCAGCAGGUCCUUUGUCUUGUAGAAUAAGCAUGUUGUUUAUUUUCAGAUAAUUCGAAAUAAGUGUGCUGACAAACUAGGCCCAAUUUGACUGUGGCUACUUAACCUUUCUCGGAUGUUUGAAUUGAAAGCUGCAGCCAAUGAAAUUUGUCCACUGGUUUUCCUUGGCUUCUUAGAUUAAAAAAAUCAAACAGAGCAUAGUUCCUUAUUAAACUUAGUCUAUUGUUCAUAAAAUAAAUAAAGGACCCUGCACUGAUGUGACAAUA